Spodoptera litura is the source of this 3202-nucleotide messenger RNA. RefSeq names its product solute carrier family 35 member F5. The record is from RefSeq and is a predicted model, not a curated record. NCBI's taxonomy places the organism in Eukaryota, Metazoa, Arthropoda, Insecta, Lepidoptera, Noctuidae. Gene Ontology annotation, cellular component: membrane.
GUCAAGACUUAUGCAGAACACUAUUUUUAAAAGCUGGUAACACAUAAAUAAUCUGUAAUCAGCCAUUGAAAAAGUUGUUGAUACUGAAUUUGAUUGUUCGAUCUUCGUACAUCGUAUUGGAAUUUUAUUGUUAAAGUCAAGACACUAAAGUUUUAUUGAAUAAUAAAACAAUCAAGGUUUACUGAGAAUUACUUCUAUGACCAGUAAGCGUGAAUAUGUUACCGUAAACAUCAAUGUAAAAAUAUGAUCUUGACCAAUUCAGUGUAAUUCAAAUAAUUUACGUAGUUACCGAAUUUGUACAGUCGUCUUCAUGUUGACUUUGUGCCACAAUUAUUUUCGAGUUACUAACAACAAUAAGAAUAGCAAAGAUGUGCCCCAACGCUUUAACAAAAGGAAGUUUGCGUUCGGCGUUUUCAUUCUGUUGUUGGUCGUUAUUCUGUGGGUGGUAUCCUCUGAGAUGACAAAAUAUUUGUACAUAGAGAAGCAUAUUGAGAGACCAUUUCUUGUGACCUAUGUGAGGAGUUCACUGCUGUUUAUUUAUUUGUUAGUAUUAUGUUUUACACCUCCUACAAGAGAUCCUUGUCAACCUGCUGACUAUACACAAUUAUUAGAACAAACAGGAGAAACGGAUGAUGAAAGUUAUUUUAAUGAAGCCACAAAUAGUUUGGUUCAGACUCAGGGAGAUUCUACUUUUGUGCCGGUCCGGGCUGGGGAAACCACAGACAGUGAUGAUGCCGCACCAAGAGCUGUACGAUUUAAUAAAGUGGCAGAGGUUCGUGUAAUGUCGGCGGCUAUGGCAAGCGAGGCUUUGUUGGCGCGACUGUCGUGGGCCGCGUCGGUGCGCGCCACCGAGCACGCUCAGCGCCGCGCCGCCGCCGCCGCCACGCGCCGACAUCUCCGACUCGCGCUACUCUUCUGUGUACCUUGGUUCAUAUCAAACUAUCUGUACCGACUAAGCCUGUUGCACACGUCGACGGGCUCAGCGACGAUAUACACCUCGACUGCGGGAGCGCUGGCGCUCUCCUUCGGUGCCAUAUUCGCGCAAGUACCCAACGAUCGGUUCACUCUCUCCAAGUGCAUCGCUGUCCUACUCACUGCAGCUGGACUGGUGGUAUUAGGCAUAUCAGAAAGCCAUCAAACAAAUUGGAUAGCGGUGUUGGCAGCUCUGGGUUCAGCGUUAUGUUACGCUGUACAUUUACUUUUAUUUAGACAAGCUUUAAGAAACGGCGACGAUAUCAACUCGUCGUUACUCGUUGGGCUGGUAGGGUGUGCCUGCGGCUGCCUGACGUGGGUGGUGGGCGGCGUGCUGGCGGUGUCGGGCGUGGAGCGCGCCGAGCUGCCCGCGCCGCGCCAGUGGACCUGGCUCUUGCUGGACGCGGCGCUCGGGCCCCUGCUCAUUGACUCACUCUGGCUCUGGGGACGAUCGCUAACAUCGCCACAAGCAGCAACAAGCAUCUUAGGCCUAGCGGUACCUCUGUCGUUGUGCGUGGAGGCGUGGCGCGGCGGCGGGCCGGCGGCGGCCGCCACGCAGCUCCCACGGGACUUCGCCCUCUUCACCUGCCUCACCGACCGACUACGGGCAGCUGAAGGCUUCACGGUGAUAAGAAACAUUCCGGACCUGGACGAGCAGUCAGAAGCGUUGAUGUCCUCGGACGAGCCCACGUAGCGCUACUCCACACGCAACUCCUGCUACGAGAGGAACCACUUGAAAGUCUGAGCCGCACUCAUACCCACGUCUGUAGCGGCUGUUACUUUACAACUAUGUACAUAGAAAUAAGUAAACAUUACGAGUCCCGCGACUUUGACCCUCGUGACUUUAUUCAUUCCGUAUAGUAUACGCAACUUUAUUUUAAGUGCAUCACGUCUUAUGAACCCCCACGGCCCAACGGCCCUCAAAAGCCUGUGAUCUAGAUCAAUUAUAACGUUUAGAUUUUCAGAGCUUGGACUACCACUAAACAUACAGUGUAUGUAGUAUGCAAUUUGAUUAAGCCAGUAGGUCAUUCUCAAUUCUUGUUUUAUUUACCCAUGUGUUCUGGCACCGCGUGUUAUGUAAAGCCUCAGUUCGACGUGUAGCUAGUCGGGUGUCAACUUAUCUAAUAAAUACACCCUCGAGUAUUUGUGUGGUCACACCUUGUUACACCUAGUCUAAUUUAUAUUUAAUAAUUAAAUCUAGAAAUCUAUUAGGUGUAUUAAUCGUUGAAUUGUGUAAAAUUUCUUAAUUUAUAUCUUAAAAAAUGAACAUGUGUUAAAACUUAUGAAAAUAAUCAAUAUUAUUGUCAUAUUUGUAUAAAAGAUCUUGAAAUUUUAAUAUUCAUACGAAAUAUGUUGUAAAUUGUAUAUUAAAAGUACCAUUAGCUUUGUGUGAAUAAAUUGUUUAAUGUACAUCUGAAUACUGUUUGAUGUGUACUCAACUAUUAGGUAACUACAUAAGUGUUUGAUUAUAUCUGUACCUACAGAGUCCAUAACAUUUUUUUUAAAUAAUAAAUUAACAAUAAAAUUAUUAUGUUUUCGGCUUACUCACAUAAUUAUUUGACGAGGAACUCGACUAGUUUCAAGCCAUGCUAGAGGCUCAUAUUCAUGAGCAGCAUUUCGCCACCUGCGAUGCGGCGACUGUUCGGCUACGUCUACUCAGUAGCAGUUACGUGAGUAAACCGAAAACGUAAUAAUUUAUUUAGUAUGUCUCACGAAAGUUAUAAUACAAAUUAACAAUACACAUUUAUUUAUUCACUAGCUGUGCCUUUGAUCUCUGUUUUUAGAGGUAAAAACAAUAAAGGGCUUAAUUCAUGGAAAUAAUUUCUUACUUGCAUGUUUGUAGUACUUAAUUUGAUAUUGGCGUGUUGCUAUUAUCGUUUUAUAUUUGCAUUUAUCUGACGAUCAAAUUUUUAAUUGGAAUAUUUAUUAGUGUUGUGUUGUUAUAUUUAAAAUUGUUCUUGUUUAACAUCAACAUUGUUGUCUGGUUUUUUGACAAUUCAAACAAAAAUCUGAAGUUUGCUAAGAUGCAAUUGCAGUUUCUUCGAUUUUUUAUGUAAUACUUACUACUAAUAUACUUCCUAUUUGAAUUCUGUAAAUAGAUAAACUAACAGCUAUAUUUGAUUAUAUUUAUACUAUCUUCCUGUUAUAUAUUGUGUUCUAUUUGUAAUUGACACAGUAUUAUCUAAGUGAAUUAUUUUGUGUUAUGAGAGUAGUAGCAAUAGAUUUUAUA